Molecule: messenger RNA, 938 nt
Organism: Brassica oleracea var. oleracea
Lineage: Eukaryota; Viridiplantae; Streptophyta; Magnoliopsida; Brassicales; Brassicaceae
Product: golgin subfamily A member 6-like protein 22
Exons: 2
Coding region: 30-938 (302 amino acids)
Source: RefSeq, a predicted model, not a curated record
UCCCAAUUGUCAUUGUAUUUUUUUCCCUUAUGAACACCGGGGACGAGUCACUCUCUCUUCAUCGCCGGAAAAUAUACAUCUCCUCCGUCGAACGUUCAAGUCACAAGAAAUCAAAAGGGUUCAAAGUCUCUGCGAGGAAGCUUGCGUCAAGGCUUCAGAAGCUUCCUCCUAAAGCUGACGGUGCAGAACGUUUUAGCUAUCAGAUGGAGGGGAUAACUAAGUGGGACUUGGGAUCAUGCCGAACGUAUUACUCCGUUGAACCUUAUGAGAAGUUUCAAGAAGAAGAGAAUAUAGACGGUGGCCUCGUUCCUCGUCUUCAAGAUGAGCUAUGGAAGGCUCAAUCUAGAAUCAAAGAGCUUGAAACAGAGAAGAUUGGAUCAAAGGAAAAUGGUAUAAGAAACCAAAGAAUAAGCUGGGAAGAAAAUACUGAUUCACUUUUUGAUUACUUGAAGGAGAAGUUAAGCAAAGAAAGGGAAGAGAGGAAAAGAGCUAAUGCUGAGAAUUCUAUGUUAAAGAAGAAGGUGUUGGAGAUGGAAUCAACAGCAAAUCGGUUGAGGAGAGAAAGAGACACACUAGAGAAGGUGUGCGAGGAACUGGUGACGAGGAUAGAUGAACUGAAGGUGGAAACAAGGAGGAUAUGGAAUGAGACGGAGGAGGAAAGGCAGAUGUUGCAAAUGGCUGAGAUGUGGAGGGAGGAAAGAGUUAGGGUCAAGUUGACGGAUGCUAAACUUUCCUUGCAAGAAAAGUAUGAAGAGAUGACUUGGUUUGUGGAUGAGUUAGAGAAAGGUUUGGAGAUGGUUAGAGAAGUAGGAGGAGUUGAGGUGAUGAUGAGGUUGAGAAGAGGUGAACUUUUGAUUAAGAAGGCAAGAUCUUUGGAAGAUGCAGCUAAUGAUAUAGAUUUUGAGAAAUUUAAGUUUGUAUCUGAUGAUGAUAAUUAA